Triticum turgidum subsp. durum (durum wheat) is the source of this 1125-nucleotide messenger RNA. The record is from the annotation of a GenBank genome assembly. Lineage: Eukaryota; Viridiplantae; Streptophyta; Magnoliopsida; Poales; Poaceae.
AUGGAGGGUUGUGCCUGUAUCGAGCAGUUCCGGCAAACCGACGGGCUCCUCAUCAAGUACCAGUACAUCUCGGACUUCUUCAUAGCCCUUGCUUACUUCUCCAUCCCACUCGAGCUGAUCUACUUCGCCAAGAAGUCGUCAUCCUUCCCCUACAGAUGGGUGCUCAUCCAGUUCAGUGCCUUCAUAGUCCUCUGCGGGGCCACCCACUUCAUAAACCUCUGGACCUUCACCAAACACACCAGGACCGACAUCGUCAUGACGGUAACCAAGAUCACCACGGCUGUCGUGUCCUGCGCGACCGCCCUCACGCUCAUCCAUAUCGUACCUGAUUUGUUGGGCGUCAAGACGAGGGAGUUGUUCCUCAAGCAGAAGGCUGAUGAGCUCGACAGGGAGAUGGGUCUCGUACGAACGCAGGAGGAGACAGGGAGGCAUGUCAGGAUGCUCAUCCAUGAGAUCAGGAGCACGCUUGACAGGCACACCAUCCUCAAGACUACUCUGGUUGAGCUCGGGAGGACGUUGGGUCUGGAGGAAUGUGCUUUCUGGAUGCCGUCGAGGAGCGGUUCGAGCCUUGAGCUAACUCAUACCAUGCACCACCACAUCCCCGUGGGCUCUUCUUUGGAGAUUAAUCUCCCUGUUGUCAACCAAGUCUUCAGUACCAACCGGGCGAUCAUAGUGCCACAUACUUCUCCUUUGGCGAGGAUCCACCCUGUUCAAGGGCGGCAUGUCCCACCCGAGGUGGCUGCUGUGAGAGUCCCGCUGCUGCAUCUUUCAAACUUUCAUCCCGAGCUUUUGGCGAAAAGCUACGCAAUUAUGGUUUUGAUGCUCCCAUCUGAUAGUGCAAGGAAAUGGCUUGCUCAUGAACUCCAGCUCAUUGAGGUCGUCGCCAAUCAGGUAGCUGUUGCCCUCUCUCAUGCGGCAAUUCUUGAAGAAUCAAUGCGUGCACGUGAUCUACUGACGGAGCAAAAUGUCACCCUAGAUUUAGCUCUGCGAGAGGCUGAAAUGGCAAUGCAUGCUCGCAAUGUCAACAAGGUGGGGGUUGAACUCAUGCAGCCUGAGGACGCAGACAACGUCGCUACCAUCAACUCAUCUGCUUCUGCAGCCAAGGUGCACAACGCCGAGCCAUGA